UGAACGUGGAAAGAUUAUUGGAUGUUUCCCAUUUUCGUCAUAAUAUGUUUCUAUAGUCUAUACUCUCAGAACAAUGAUUCUGUUUUUAACCUUGAUGGAAGUUAUUUCUGCAUCUAACAGUGGAACACAGCUGGACUACAGCAGCCAAAAUCACUGGGGCGGAGUUUGUACCACAGGAGCUGCACAAUCUCCCAUUAAUGUCCCAGAUCCUUCCUCAAAUGUUUCUGUGGAUUCAACAACACCUUUUCUGAGUUUACCGCAGAACAUCGUUAAGAUGACUAACAUGAACAACGCAAACACGAUGAAAUACUCCGUGAACCCAACCGGAAGUUACGCGAAAGUACCUUGGAUGAAUAACAGAAUGGCAACACUCGUGCAGCUCCAUAUUCAUUGGGGAGAACCAGGAGCUCGAGGAUCUGAACACAUAAUCGGAGGAAAAGCUUUCGCUGCGGAGGCACAUCUUGUAACCAGCUACACUGAUUCUGAUGGGAGUACAAAGUACAUGGUCUUCGCUCGGGUGUUUAAGUUAGGGGACGCGAAUAACCAGGUAGAACAGAUGUUACAAGGUGAAGCUACGGCGGGUGCUGCUAGGGACAUUGCACAGUUUGAUCUGAGCGCUCUCUACCCGUCUAACGCAAUAAAAUGGGUGACAUAUAUGGGUGGACUGACGACGCCUCCCUGCAGCGAGAUAGUUCACUGGGUCAUUGUAAAUAAACCGCUUACUAUCUCCCAAAAUCAGUUGAACAGGCUCAGAACAACGCCACUUGGAAACGGAAACCUUCAUCCUAUGUCGCGCAACUGGAGGAACUCUCAGCCACUCAACGGAAGACAAUCCACAGGAUAUUCCAGAGUUAUGUAGUAAUCAAAACUACUCGGAGAAGCAAGCAGUCAGCCAGUGUUCUGUUCGCAAACAGGAUUCUUAGGAAUCCUGUCAUAAUUUAGCAAUUAGAAC
Messenger RNA from Bolinopsis microptera, 952 nucleotides. RefSeq names its product carbonic anhydrase 2-like. The transcript is spliced from 6 exons. Gene Ontology annotation, biological process: one-carbon metabolic process. Gene Ontology annotation, molecular function: zinc ion binding; carbonate dehydratase activity. The record is from RefSeq and is a predicted model, not a curated record. Bases 74 to 859 code for a protein of 261 amino acids. Lineage: Eukaryota; Metazoa; Ctenophora; Tentaculata; Lobata; Bolinopsidae.